This is a messenger RNA of Odocoileus virginianus texanus, 2063 nucleotides long. It is a transcript of the gene TMEM95, whose product is annotated as transmembrane protein 95. Gene Ontology annotation, biological process: fusion of sperm to egg plasma membrane involved in single fertilization. The record is from RefSeq and is a predicted model, not a curated record. Lineage: Eukaryota; Metazoa; Chordata; Mammalia; Artiodactyla; Cervidae. Gene Ontology annotation, cellular component: acrosomal membrane; sperm plasma membrane.
GACCCAGGUGGUUUUUUGUUUUUGUUUUUUUGAUCCAGGUGUUUUAAAGAAUCCCAUGUUGAAGGUGGGGCUGGCUACAGGGAGGAGCGGGGCAUCUUCUUGGGUCCUGGCCUUCCUUCCUUCAUGUGUACGUGCCUGUCAGCAAGUGGCUCUGACUGAUGCAUGGAUCCCUGCAUCCUGGCUCUCAGCCAUGUUGCUGGAGGUGGCGUCUGUGUGCUGGUCUUUCUGUGGCCUCUGCAUGUCCAGGCCUGUUAGGGGUUGCCCAGCAACUGUUUUGGUACCAGGUGUGUCUGUGGUAUGGGUGUGAGUAGACUGACAAUUAGUUUAAUCACAAGGGGUGUGUGUGCACAUGUGCUUCACACAUCCACGUAGGCAGGAGAGGACUGCUGAGCUUUGAGUCACUAGGAUCUUCUAAUGAGAGGUAAGAGAAGUCACUGGGCUUAGCUAGGCCUUGGAGGCCUGUAUAGAACUCUCUGUUGCUACGGCAACCAUGAGCCUGUUGCUAGGAGAUAGUUGGGGAAGGCCCAAGGCUGCUCAGGGCAAAGAGAUGAACAGAACAGUCUGAGAGAGUGGGGGAGGAUGUGGACAGGGAUGGGUUUCUGGGUCCUUGGGGGUACGGGAUACUCACAAACAACUUCUUCACUGGGGAGUCACUAUUUAUCACUGGUCGUGAUUUACAGGAAUAAAAAUAAAAUUGCUUUUGGAAUCACCAACUCAUGAAGGCUGCUGAGGGCUAGGUUGGGGGUAUAGCAGCAGCCCUGCUUUCUCUACCCAUCUCCCAAUAGAAGAAUCUUCUUCCAGUCCCGAAUUCACUGGGCCCCAAGUUUACCCCAGCCAGAGAUGGGGUAGUGUCACUGUGCUAGAAUGCUCUAGAACCUCCAGACAAAGGGUUGGAACCAGGAUCACAGAGCAUUCCAGUGCCUUUCCAGCCUAGGUGGGGCCAGCCCUCUCUCCAGCACCCCCAGCAGGCCUCAUGUGGACACUGGCAUUAGGUGGCAUCUUCCUGGCAGCCGUUGAGGCCUGUGUCUUCUGCCGUUUCCCAGACCGUGAGUUGUCGGGCCGCCUGGCUCGGCUUUGCAGCCAGAUGGAGGUCCAGUGGAAGGACUGUGAGGUCUCCUGGACAUUCUCGGCUUUUGCCUUAGAUGAUGCGUCCUUGAACAAAAUCACAGAGAAGACUCACAGAGUCCUGAGAGUCAUGGAGAUCAAAGGGUCUCUCUACUCACUCCCUUCGUAUUGGCAAUGGCUUCAGAAGACCAAGCUCCGGGAGUACAACAGAGAAGCUCUCUGCCCUCCCGCCUGCCGGGGCAGCACCAUCCUGUACAACUGUUCCACCUGCCAGGGCUUCGAGGUGUACUGUUGGCCCCGAAAGCGCUGCUUCCCAGGAAGUCACGAUCUUUGGGAAGCUCGGAUCCUGCUCCUCUUUGUGUGUGGAACUGCCCUGCUCCUGGGUGUUCCGAGCCUCGUGGUGGAGUACAACUACUUCCAAGCAAAAAGUUGACUUGUGAAAACGAGGACAGAGCCUAGCCUCCAGUUCUAAGGAGCUUGUGUGCCCACAACGUCCACUUCUCUCUUGGGGUUGGGGGUGGGGUGGGGAGGGGGGUGGACAGCCAGACCCUUAAUUCCAGCCCCAAGUGGUUCAAUCUUCCAGACCCUGAUACUCAGACAUACCCCAUAGUCCCAGUGUCAGAUGGUCUCCUGGGACCCAGGCACCCACAGCUAGAAAGCUCCUCCCCUUCAUCCUUCAACCAAUCAGAUGGGGGCAGUCCCUGUGCCAGGAAAAUAUCUACAGAAGGAAAGAAUCCCCUCUGCUCACCACCACUCCCACACCCCCUUCUGCCUGUUCCCGGAAAACGUGGGGGCUGCCAGGCCCCAGAAACUCCCCUUGGCCCUCCUGUGACUGAUUGGGAAUCCGGGAAUGAGUGUUCUGGAAAAGUCCCUCCCCCUAGAGUGAGACCACAUCAGUCAGCCUGCUGGCAUGCUCCCCUUCCAUUUAACAUUGUGAAGCCUCCCACAGAGAGGGGCCUCCCUCCUGCCAGGCCCAACUAAACGUGCUGUCAAAUGGC